This is a messenger RNA of Camarhynchus parvulus, 3490 nucleotides long. It is a transcript of the gene SLC35F5, whose product is annotated as solute carrier family 35 member F5. The coding region runs from base 197 to 1639 and encodes 480 amino acids. The transcript is spliced from 17 exons. Gene Ontology annotation, biological process: regulation of peptide transport. Lineage: Eukaryota; Metazoa; Chordata; Aves; Passeriformes; Thraupidae. The record is from RefSeq and is a predicted model, not a curated record. Gene Ontology annotation, cellular component: membrane.
GGACGGAGCGCGGGGGCGCCGGGCCCGGCGCGGCCUCAGAAGAUCUUCAUGUAACUGGCUGAAAAAUGGUUCUGCAAGAUGACAGCAUCAACUCUAAGACUGUUGGAAUGGAGACUAUCUUCACUUUGACAUGAAGUGUGAAGUUUGUUAGUCACCACUUUUGUUUCUUUUUUACAGUUAUUGUGGAAGGUUCCAAAUGGUGUGGGUUUUUAUCAUGAACAGGAUGAGCUCCCAGAGCAGCUCAUCUGCCCAGCGCAGGCGAAUGGCUCUAGGAAUUGUCAUUCUCCUCCUGGUUGAUGUCAUCUGGGUGGCCUCUUCAGAACUCACUUCUUAUGUUUUUACAAGGUACAACAAACCCUUUUUCAGUACAUUUGCAAAAACAUCCAUGUUUGUUCUAUACCUCCUGGGAUUUAUUGUUUGGAAGCCAUGGAGGCAACAGUGUACUCGUGGGUUUCGUGGAAGGCAUGCAGCUUUUUUUGCAGAUGCUGAAGGUUAUUUUGCUGCUUGUACAACAGAUACCACUGUGAACAGUUCUCUGAGUGAACCUUUAUAUGUUCCUGUAAAGUUUCAUGAUUUGCCAACUGAAAAAAAUGGCAGUAAUAGUAAUGAUGCAGAGAAAACACCCAAGAAGCCUCGUGUGAGGUUCAGUAACAUCAUGGAGAUCCGUCAGCUGCCAUCAAGCCAUGCUUUGGAGGCAAAGCUGUCCCGCAUGUCCUAUCCAACAGUGAAGGAGCAGGAAUCCAUCUUAAAAACUGUGGGAAAACUCACUGCAAGCCAAGUAGCAAAAAUUAGCUUUUUCUUUUGCUUCGUGUGGUUCUUGGCAAAUUUCUCGUACCAAGAAGCUCUGUCAGAUACCCAAGUUGCCAUAGUUAAUAUCUUGUCAUCAACCUCUGGGCUUUUUACAUUAAUCUUAGCUGCAGUCUUCCCCAGUAACAGUGGAGAUCGGUUUACCCUGUCCAAAUUAUUAGCUGUUAUUUUAAGCAUUGGUGGUGUGGUACUUGUUAACCUUUCUGGAUCUGAAAAAUCUGCUGGAAAAGAUACAAUAGGUUCCAUUUGGUCCCUUGUAGGAGCAAUGCUGUAUGCUGUCUACAUAGUCAUGAUAAAAAGGAAAGUAGAUAGAGAAGAUAAACUUGACAUACCAAUGUUCUUUGGUUUUGUAGGACUGUUUAAUCUGUUGCUGCUGUGGCCAGGGUUCUUCCUGCUUCACUAUACUGGGUUUGAAGCAUUUGAGUUUCCCAAUAAACUGAUAUGGAUGUGCAUUGUCAUAAAUGGCCUUAUUGGAACAGUUUUGUCAGAGUUCCUCUGGCUGUGGGGCUGCUUUCUUACCUCAUCUUUGAUAGGCACACUUGCCCUAAGCCUUACAAUACCUCUGUCCAUAAUAGCUGACAUGUGCAUGCAAAAGGUGCAGUUUUCCUGGUUAUUUUUUGCAGGAGCAGUACCUGUAUUUUUUUCAUUUUUCAUUGCAACUCUCUUGUGUCACUAUAACAACUGGGAUCCAGUGAUGGUGGGAAUCAGAAGAAUUUUUGCCUUUUUUUGUAGGAAACAUCGAAUUCAGAGAAUGCCAGAAGAGAGUGAGCAGUGUGAAAGCCUCAUCCCUAUGCAUAGUGUUUCACAGGAUGGAGAUGGCUGCUGUUCAUAGACAAAAGUUUAAAAAUGGAAUGAUGCCCAGCGAAGAGACAAUCUUCUGGAAAAGUCCCUAAGGAAUCGUGUUUCAGUGCCUAUUCUGAAUUUGUAGUAAAAAUAAGAAGUUUCAGUUCUUUUGAAACUCUAAACUUUUUCUCUUGCUUGCUUUCAUCUGAUUUUAUAAAUGAACAGAUCUACUACUUGCCUGUCACCAUGGGAGUCUUAGUCCAUCUGAGCAACCAACCUGCCUUAUAACACUUGAGCUGGUGACAUUACUUGACAAAAUCAAGAAAGCAAAUGCUGUUAAGUGAUUUCUUUCUUUUUUUAAGUCACAAUUUUGUUAAAUGCUGGACAAUAUUAUUUUUAAAAGAUACUUUAAAGUGAGUUAUGUAAAUAAGUUUGCAGGUCAUCAAGUCUUACAGGCUUUCAGAUGAAAAGCUAAAUAGAUAUGUUACCUGUAGUAGGUACAAAUUAAAUUUUUUAUGUUGUAUAAACUAUUUGCAUAUUAAUAGAUGAAAAUGGAAAAAUAAUUUAUUAAGUGCAUUCCUAUAAUUCCUGAGGCAGGAUCUUUGUAUGGUCCUGGAACACUACAUAUACAAUGUCUUAGGCCAUUUUGAGUAGCCUUGUCAUGGCAAUGGGUGCUGAUGUUUAAAAACGAAAAAAACUGCCCAACAAUCAGGAAUGCUUAAAAUUUCAGUGAAUGGUUAACUAUUUCUAAUUACAAUACAUUUGGGUAUACAUUCUUAUACAUGGUUUAAAACAGACUGGUUCUGUAACCCAUUCUCAAUCCCAGUUGUCUCUCAGACAUGGAAAUUUUCAGGUGUAGCUGCCACAUUGUGAAAGAGAUCAAAUUAAUUGUGAAAGUUUUCAAUCAGUGGGUUGGCACUACACUAAUCUGCUAAGCAAUAUGAAGAGGAAAGGUGUUUGCAUUGAUUUUUCUUUCCCCCCAGCUGUAUUAAUAAAUUUAUUCUAAAACUGAUAAUUAUCUUCCUUCCACUGCAGUGUUUAAUCCUUUUGACUCCAGAGAAGCUAUUAUAAUUUUAUUCAGGAAUAUUUGAAAUUAGUCAAUGCUAUUUUUCAGCUCCUGGCUUAUAAGACACUUAGAUCAAAGUUAAUUUUGGCUUUUGAUGGAUUUGAGUUUUUUUAUAAUGAAUGUGAGAUGGAUUUUUAGCCAGGAGUAUUUUCUUCCACAUAACAAGGUUAUUAAUAAUGUAGGGUAUUUCUACUGUCUGUCCACACAAAUAUAGAAGGAUGACAUAGCAGAAAUGCCUCUUCACGUUUUGGCACUCAGUAAUAAUCCUUCCAAAAGCAAUUUUUGUGUUUUGGUAAUAUAACUGUUAUUUAAGAGGUAAAGCAGGAAAGCAACAUGCUUAAGCUCUACAUUUAUAGAAGAAUUCGAGCCAGCAGCUGGAAUUUAAUAUAAGCAAUGUGUGUAGAGUAGGAAGACAAAAUGAACCUGGGGCUAUUCUCUUCAAGUAUUUAACCUUUAUCAAGUUUUUCCUUCUUGUUUUUAAUACUGGAUUGCACUAUAAACUUUGGUGAUCUGAGGCAUGUCUUUAAGAUGAGAUAGUAAGUCCUUCCUGGACCCUAAAUAAGAAUUAAAAAAUACUCAAAACCAACCACAACAAAAUCACAAACCCAAAAGAGACAAGAAAGUAAAUUAAAUUUCACAGUUAAAUUUCCAAACCCAAGUAGAGGGGUCGGAAAUGCAGUAUGUUGAACUAAUUUUAUUUUGGUUGAGUUUUCAGGCAUUUCUUGAUCAGUGGAGCUUCCUUAGGUUUUGGAUUUGUCCUUCAAAAUUAUGACAAAUUUAGAGGAUGUUUGCUUCAACAUUUUUUCAAAAAGUAUCAUUAAUGCCUACUUACAA